This is a messenger RNA of Trematosphaeria pertusa, 1358 nucleotides long. Its product is annotated as Snf7-domain-containing protein. Gene Ontology annotation, biological process: endosome transport via multivesicular body sorting pathway; protein transport; late endosome to vacuole transport. Lineage: Eukaryota; Fungi; Ascomycota; Dothideomycetes; Pleosporales; Trematosphaeriaceae. The record is from RefSeq and is a predicted model, not a curated record. Gene Ontology annotation, cellular component: multivesicular body; ESCRT III complex. The transcript has 6 exons. Bases 245 to 910 code for a protein of 221 amino acids.
GAGCGGUGCAAAAAAAGGGCUCUGAUCAGAUCGGACAAACAGAGCCUACAGACAAUAGUUUAAUUUUCUCGCCAGGUGGUGAAUCGCUGCCGGUCGAGCGUUGAGGCUACCAAAGCUGGCUAUUGGUAUUGCCUGUCGGUACUUGGCGCGCGGUUGCACCCAAGAGAGCACACUCAUCCAUCUUCGCUAUAGAGCUCCGGCAAACCACACACACCCAAUCUCACGCAUCUGGACUGCUGCAAAUAUGAAUAUCGUCGAAUGGGCCUUUGGAAAGCGCAUGACGCCCGCCGAGCGGCUGCGGAAGCACCAGCGAGCACUCGAGAAGACGCAACGGGAACUCGACCGAGAGCGCGUAAAGCUCGAGAACCAGGAGAAGAAGCUAGUCGCGGAUAUCAAGAAGAGCGCCAAAAACGGGCAGAUGGGACCUCUGCGGAUACAGGCGAAGGAUCUAGUGCGGACAAGAAGGUACAUUCAGAAGUUCUACCAGAUGCGGACCCAACUGCAGGCAAUAUCUUUGAGGAUACAGACUGUUCGCAGCAACGAGCAAAUGAUGCAGUCAAUGAAAGGCGCGACGACGUUGUUGGGGAGCAUGAACCGGCAAAUGAACCUCCCGGCCCUGCAGCGGAUUGCCAUGGAGUUCGAGAGAGAGAACGACAUAAUGGACCAGCGGCAAGAGAUGAUGGACGAUGCCAUUGACGAUGUUACUGGACUUGAAGACGAGGAGGAGGGCGAAGAGGUCGUAAAUCAAGUCCUGGACGAGAUAGGCAUUGAUCUCGGCCAAGCGCUGGGAGAGACCCCGACUGGCCUCCAGAAGACCGCAGUUGCAGAAGGAAGGGUAGCCCAGGCAAUCGGAGGUGCCGACCCAGGGGACGACGACCUUCAAGCCCGCCUCGACAGUCUGCGAAGGUGAACCGAUCCAUCUAUCAUAUCUCAUAGCUACCGGCGUUAUGGGUUGGGUGGGCCACGAAAUGCGAUGAAUUGGAGCUAUUGGAGGAACUUACAUUUCGAUCUGAACGACAUUGUGUUCCAUAAUGCAGUCACCAUGGUAUGAGCGUUGGGGAGGUCACACAAGCAAGCUUUUGACCUGUAAGACGACUCCUGAAGGUCUUCGGCAGGUGAAGACAAUUAGGGGCAUGCCACGGGAGUAACUUCCCUUGAACCCUGAGACGAUCCCAAUCGCCUCUUUUCUCUGGUAGACUUCCAUCUUUUUCUCCUACUCUGUUUGGCAUGCUUAGAAAGCCUUAUAGCCUACAUGCCAGCCGGGAGCCCUGAGCUUCCCCGCCAAGUGCAAUGGCAGGGAAGCAGUAAUACAAUUUUCUUCGUCUCCUGCUCGGGUGGUUGCUCCUGCUGCACCUCUA